Molecule: messenger RNA, 3170 nt
Organism: Castor canadensis (American beaver)
Lineage: Eukaryota; Metazoa; Chordata; Mammalia; Rodentia; Castoridae
Source: RefSeq, a predicted model, not a curated record
AGAGGAAGUCGGCGCUGCUGCGGCGGUCCCAGCCGUGCCGGCCGCCGCCACCGAGGCAGCGCCGCCGAGGGACCCGAGCCGAGCUCCGCCGCCAGCCGCAACCGCCAGCUGAAUGGGGCCGCAGCGGCUGUCCCCGGCCGCGGCAGCGCUGUUCUGCGGCUUCCUGCUGCCGUUGAUAGCUGCUCAGGAGGCAAUCCUGCACGCAUCAGGAAAUGGCUUAUCAUUACCGUCUAAGGAUUACUGCAUGCUGUAUAAUCCUAACUGGACAGUGCUUCCUAGUACCCUGGAAAAUGCAACUUCCAUUAGUUUGAUGAAUCUGACUACCACACCACUAUGCAACCUUUCUGAUAUCCCUCCUGAUGGCAUAAAAGACAAAGCAGUUGUGGUACAGUGGGGACCCUGCCAUUUUCUUGAAAAAGCCAGAAUUGCUCAAAAAGGAGGUGCUGAAGCGCUGCUGGUUGCCAAUAACAGUAUCCUUCUUCCUCUCUCAGGGAAUAGAUCUGAGUUUCUUGAUGUGAAUAUAAUAAUUGGAUUUAUAAGCCACAAAGACUUUGAAGAUAUGGCACAGACUCUUGGAAGUAACAUUACCGUGAAAAUGUAUUCUCCGUCGUGGCCUAACUUUGACUAUACUAUGGUGGUUAUUUUUGUAAUUGCUGUGUUCACUGUGGCAUUAGGAGGAUACUGGAGUGGACUCACUGAGCUAGAAAACUUGAAGGCAUUAGCAAGCACAGAAGAUCGAGAAAUGAUGAAAAAGAAGGAAGAAUAUUUAACUUUCAGUCCUCUUACAGUUGUAAUAUUUGUGGUCAUCUGCUGUGUUAUGAUGGUCUUACUCUAUUUCUUCUACAAGUGGUUGGUUUAUGUCAUAAUUGCAAUUUUCUGCAUAGCAUCAGCAAUGAGUCUAUACAACUGUCUUGCUGCACUAAUUCGUAAGAUACCGUGUGGACAGUGCACGAUUGCGUGCCGUAGCAAAAGCAUUGAAGUGAGGCUUAUUUUUCUCUCUGGACUCUGCAUAGCAGUGGCUGUUGUUUGGGCCGUGUUUAGAAAUGAGGAUAGGUGGGCUUGGAUUUUACAGGAUAUCUUGGGGAUUGCUUUCUGCCUGAAUCUAAUUAAAACACUGAAGUUACCCAAUUUCAAGUCAUGUGUGAUCCUUCUAGGCCUUCUCCUCCUCUAUGAUGUAUUUUUUGUUUUCAUAACACCAUUCAUCACAAAGAAUGGUGAGAGUAUCAUGGUUGAGCUUGCAGCUGGACCUUUUGGAAACACUGAAAAGAAUGAUGGAAACUUUGUGGAAGCCACGGCUCAGCCCUCAGCUCCCCAUGAGAAAUUACCAGUAGUUAUCAGGGUGCCAAAGCUGAUGUAUUUCUCAGUAAUGAGUACGUGCUUCACGCAUGUUUCAAUAUUGGGUUUUGGAGACAUUAUUGUACCAGAUCUGCCUGAGUUUCCUCACUGACCUCACUGCCUGCAGAUAACUUCACCUCAGGCAAGUAACAACAUCGAUUAGCUUUCUGUGCUGAUAGCCACUUCCAUGAGCAUGGUGGACAUUGCAAAAGUUGUCAGAGUUUCUAUAAGAACAGUGGUAGACACCAACCACAAAGUGGCACACCACAAGAAGGGCCAGAGCUCUGUGUGUGACCAGGGUGAGCAGUAUUGUGACUGAAAGCCGAGAGGCGCUGGGCCACCUAAGUCAAUUUUCUGGAAAAGGCAAAACUGCCUAGAAGAUUGUGCUUCGGCUUGAGUGUGUUGAGCACACCUGCACAUCCAAAAGAAAGCUGGCUGUUAGAGAUUUUCAAUUGGGAGAAAAUAACAGAAAGGGCCAAGUGAUCCAGUUCUAAGCUUCAUCCUUUAUUAUGAGACACCAAAGUCUUGAGGUUAUGUUCAUUAACAAGUAAUGUAGUUUAAAAGUAAUUAGCUGGGUGUGGUGGUACAUAGCUGUAAUCCCAGCACUCAGGAGGCUGAGGUAGCAGAAUUGUGAGUUUGAAGCUAGCCUGGGCUAAAUAGUAAGAUCCUGUCUCAAAAUACCCGAGCAGUAAUUAAUAUUAAUCAGCCAGUAUUCCUCAUCUGUCAUCCAUAGGCUGCUUGUUCUUUGUCACUUUCCCACCCUCUCCCUACAUACUAACUGCUUGUAAAUGGGUGAGGAAUAGUGACUUUUCAAAAAGCCCUGUUUACAUAGCAAAGCCGCACAGAGAGAGAAGCUAACAGAGUUCCCUGGUGAGUUGGCAUGGCAAAGUCCACUUAGCAACUCUCUUAGUUCAGUGAAUCUCUACUCAUAUAACUGAUAAGGCAGGAAGAACUGUCGAGUAACCUUACAGUUCCUUGAAUAUCUUUAAAUUGACACUGGAAGAUCCCUUAUUUUACCAGUGUCACAGUAAGUGCUACCUAAGAUCUACACAAUAGUCCUUGGCAUAGAACUAGUAAAAAUAGUACGCAAACUCUUAAAUUCUUAAAGUAAAUGUCAGAGAUCUCAAAGAGAAAUACGUUUGAGUAGAGUUAUUGACAAUAUGUGACGUAACAGUAAGAGCUAAGUUUUGACUGGGGGAGGGAGUACCAUAUUUUUCAAGCUAUGGAAAUGUGAUUAAACAGCAAAAGGAUCAGAGAACUUACUUUAUUAGUAAUAUACAUAUCAAAACUAAUUAAUCCAAACAACCUGCAAAUAUAGUCAAAUUAUUUUAUGAUUUUUAAGGGGCUUUUAUUAAUGAACAUGAUUUUAUUAUGUUCAUUAAUAAAUGAACAUAAUCUGAGACUUCUUUGUAGAGGUUCAACACAUUUUUUACAAGAGGUGUGUUAAAUGAGUCAUUGAUGCAUAUCUGCACAUAUACAAAUGGGAGCAUGUAUUUCAUUGUGUACAAACUCUUUACAUUAAAACUCCAGUCAUUUUGUGCUGUUAGAAAGGGGACUCUUUACCACAACUGGAAAUUGCCUUCCGUGAUGCCUUUUUUCAAUAUAGUUUAAACCAUAACACUUAAAAUCUGCCCUUAGGAAACUUUAAGAAUAUAACACAUUGCUAUUAACUAUCAUCACUGUGUUAUACAAUAGAUCUCUGGAACUAUCUAAAUAGCAUUUUGUAUCCUUUGAGCAACAUCUCCCAAAGUCUCCAUCCCAACCCCCGCCCCCAUUAAUCACAUUUUCUGUACUUCUGUGAGUUCAUCUAUUUAAGAUCAAUGAGAUCAUGCAGC